This is a messenger RNA of Astyanax mexicanus (Mexican tetra), 8922 nucleotides long. RefSeq names its product transportin-2 (gene tnpo2b). The transcript has 29 exons. Gene Ontology annotation, biological process: protein import into nucleus. Gene Ontology annotation, molecular function: nuclear import signal receptor activity; small GTPase binding. The record is from RefSeq and is a predicted model, not a curated record. NCBI's taxonomy places the organism in Eukaryota, Metazoa, Chordata, Actinopteri, Characiformes, Acestrorhamphidae. Gene Ontology annotation, cellular component: cytoplasm; nucleus. The coding region runs from base 493 to 3162 and encodes 889 amino acids.
ACGCAGCUACAGAGGCCGAGCGAGUUCAAAUCCCCCGGAGAGACAGGCGCCGGGGAGAGAAUAACAAACCCCGCAGAUUAACGGGGAAAACGCCGCACGCAGGUUUCCCGCAGCUCCGCGACCGCCGCAGCGCUACACCGCAGCCCCGCAACCCCCGCAGGACCGGACAGAGCGGGAGAGACAGACCGAGGAGAGGCAGGAGACGGAGGGGAGAAUCGGCGCGCGGACCGCGGCAGUUACAGUAGUGGUUAGCAGCAGUAGCUAGUAGAUCUGUCAGUGUGUUGUUGCUGGUUUUCCUGUUUCCAGCAUGUUUCCUGUUGCAUUGCUAGAGUCAUGCUGAUCAUUUGGAGUAGAGUUUCUGUGUAGCGCACUCAUUCGUCCUCUGUGUUUCCACCCGUCUGUUUUAUUUUUCCACGUGUGUACGUAUGUGUGUCCGUGUUUGUGUGUUGUUGUCCUGUGGUGUGUGUCCGUGUGUAUGUGUGUGUGUGUAGGAUGGAGUGGCAGCCGGAUGAACAGGGUCUCCAGCAGGUUCUCCUGCUGCUGAAGGACUCCCAGUCUCCAGACACGGCCACACAAAGAGCUGUGCAAGAAAAACUCGAGCAACUGAAUCAAUUCCCUGACUUCAACAAUUACCUCAUCUUUGUCCUCACGAGUCUCAAAUCUGAAGACGAGCCCACUCGCUCUCUGAGUGGUCUGAUUCUGAAGAACAAUGUGAAAGCUCACUAUCAGAACUUUCCUCCUGCCGUGGCAGAAUUCAUCAAACGGGAGUGUCUCAACAACAUCGGAGAUCCUUCACCGCUCAUCCGCGCCACCAUCGGGAUUCUGAUCACCACGAUAGCGUCUAAAGGUGAGCUGCAGACGUGGCCCGAGCUGCUGCCUCAACUCUGCAACCUGCUCAACUCUGAGGACUACAACACCUGCGAGGGUUCGUUCGGGGCUUUGCAGAAGAUCUGUGAGGACUCCUCUGAGCUGUUGGACAGUGAUGCUCUGAAUCGUCCUCUAAACAUCAUGAUCCCCAAAUUUCUACAGUUCUUUAAACACUGCAGCCCCAAGAUCAGGUCUCAUGCUAUAGCAUGUGUGAAUCAGUUCAUCAUAGGCCGAGCUCAGGCUCUGAUGGACAACAUCGACACCUUCAUAGAGUCUUUGUUUGCGCUGGCGGGUGAUGAAGACUCUGAGGUGAGGAAGAACGUGUGCAGGGCGCUGGUGAUGCUGCUGGAGGUCCGCAUAGACCGACUCAUCCCCCACAUGCACAGCAUCAUCCAGUACAUGCUCCAGCGCACGCAGGACCCCGAUGAGAACGUGGCUCUGGAGGCGUGCGAGUUCUGGCUCACUCUGGCGGAGCAGCCCAUCUGCAAAGAGGCUCUGUCAGGACACCUGGUCCAGCUCACCCCGAUCCUGGUGAACGGUAUGAAGUACUCUGAGAUUGAUAUCAUUCUACUGAAGGGUGAUGUAGAAGAGGAUGACAAUGUUCCGGACAGCGAGCAGGACAUCAAGCCUCGUUUCCACAAAUCCCGCACCGUCACCCUGCAGCACGAGGGCGGAGAGGGAGAGGAGGGAGAGGACAUCGAUGAAGAUGAGGACGAUGAUGACGACACACUGAGUGACUGGAAUCUGCGUAAAUGUUCAGCAGCGGCGCUGGACGUCCUGGCUAACGUGUUUCGAGAUGAGCUCCUGCCCCACCUGCUCCCUCUGCUGAAGGGGCUUCUGUUCCACCCAGACUGGGUCAUUAAAGAGUCGGGCAUUCUGGUCUUGGGAGCGAUCGCUGAAGGCUGUAUGCAGGGUAUGGUUCCCUACCUGCCUGAGCUGGUCCCUCACCUGAUCCAGUGUCUGUGUGAUAAGAAGGCUCUGGUUCGCUCCAUCGCCUGCUGGACGCUCAGCCGCUACGCCCACUGGGUGGUCAGCCAGCCGCCCGACGCCCACCUCAAACCUCUCAUGACCGAACUUCUCAAACGCAUCCUCGACGGCAACAAGAGGGUGCAGGAGGCUGCCUGCAGUGCGUUCGCCACUCUGGAGGAGGAGGCCUGUACGGAGCUGGUCCCGUACCUCAGCUUUAUCUUGGACACGCUGGUGUUCGCCUUCGGGAAGUACCAGCACAAGAACCUGCUCAUCCUCUACGACGCCAUCGGGACUCUCGCCGACUCUGUGGGACACCAUCUCAACCAGCCGGAGUACAUUCAGAAGCUGAUGCCUCCUCUGAUUCAGAAAUGGAACGAGCUGAAGGAUGAGGAUAAAGACCUUUUCCCCUUGCUGGAGUGUUUGUCCUCGGUUGCCACAGCUCUGCAGAGUGGUUUCCUGCCCUACUGUGAGCCUGUGUACCAGCGCUGCGUCACACUGGUGCAGAAAACCCUCGCUCAGGCCAUGAUGUACAGCCAGCAGCCUGAUCAGUACGAGGCUCCUGAUAAGGACUUCAUGAUUGUGGCUCUGGAUCUGCUGAGCGGAUUGGCCGAGGGACUCGGGGGACACGUGGACCAGCUGGUUGCCCGUAGCAACAUCAUGACUCUCCUCUUCCAGUGCAUGCAGGAUACGAUGCCGGAGGUGAGGCAGAGCUCUUUUGCUUUGCUGGGAGACCUGACUAAAGCCUGCUUUCCUCACGUCAAACCCUGCAUCGCGGAGUUCAUGCCGAUUUUGGGAACGAACCUGAACCCUGAGUUUAUCUCUGUGUGUAAUAACGCUACCUGGGCCAUUGGAGAGAUCUGCAUGCAGAUGGGUGUGGAGAUGCAGCCGUAUGUGUCUCUGGUUCUUCCUCAUCUGGUAGAGAUCAUCAACAGACCCAACACUCCAAAAACCCUGCUGGAGAACACUGCCAUCACGAUUGGCCGGCUGGGCUACGUGUGUCCGCAGGAAGUUGCUCCCAUGCUGCAGCAGUUUAUCAGGCCCUGGUGCACGUCACUGAGGAACAUCAGAGACAACGAGGAGAAGGAUUCGGCCUUCAGAGGGAUCUGUGUGAUGAUUGGUGUGAAUCCUGGAGGUGUCGUCCAGGAUUUUAUCUUCUUCUGUGAUGCUGUGGCUUCCUGGGUCAGUCCUAAAGAUGAUCUGAGAGACAUGUUCUACAAGAUCCUGCAUGGUUUUAAGGACCAGGUAGGAGAGGAGAACUGGCAGCAGUUCUCUGAGCAGUUCCCACCCAUCCUGAAGGAACGCCUCUCCGCAUGCUACGGCGUGUAGCCCCGCCCUCGCGCACACGCAGCACGAUCACGCGCUGUCAGCUGAAUCUUUAGGAGGGUUAACCGGGGGGGGGACUCAUCCAUCUGUGUAUUGCACUGCCCUGAUCGUGGGGGAGAGGGACGCGAUUGGCCGCUCCGCCUGACGGACAGACCCCACGCCCUGUGUGUGUCCAUGAGGACUGUGGUGAAUGGUAAUGUGAUGAAGCCGCAGCACAGGAAGCAGGAGGGAGGUGAAGGGGCGACGAGGCUCAAAAGCCUGGUUUACCUCCACCACUCUGUCUCCGGGCCGUAACCCCGCCCUGUCAGCGGGCGAGUCUGGAUCCACCGAGCGGACGAACUGCCCCACGCGGGAUUUAUCACAGUGCAGAUUAAAUCCGUAUCCAUCGUUACCCAACGCCAUGCAGCACAGCCGCGGCCGCAGGUCCAGCAUCACCUCGUCCUGCUCAUCUACCACAGCUUCCUCCUGCAGAGAGACAAGAUAAAACAGCACAUUACACACACACUAUUAAUAACUACAGUACUGUACAAUAACUAAGGGAUGUCAUUUAAUUAGUGCUUAAAAUUAGUGGCUUAAAAAAUAAUCACAUUUUCGAUUAUAAUCGAUUUUUGCCCCUACAAAAAAUCUAAUUACAGAUGACAAAGAAAUGGUUCAAAAGUUAAUAAAUAAAUAAAUAAAUGAAUAAAUUCUCUACACAGCCGAGGAGUUACUCACACAGUAGUUGGGGGUCUGUGAUUUAAAAUUGAGAAAGAACGCACUAAACACAGUCCCAGAGGAAAGUUUGAAGGAGAAAUUAUUAUUAUUUUCCACAAUUAAUCAAAAUUCCUCACCAGAAAGUGAUGAUGCUGCACUUUUUUAGAAACUGUAGAAUUUAUUUCUAGUUAAAUGUGUUUUAUUCCACCGGGUGUUCGUGUUGAAAGUGCUGGAACAGUGCUGGAUUUUUUUUUAGUAUGAACUCAGUCUAAAGACUAAGCUGAAUGUUUAGAAAAUAUGCGUGUGUUAGUCUGUGGGAGGGGCUGGUAACCAGGGUAAGACGGAUAAACACAUCAGUAAACAAAAAAAAGAGAAAAUGUCUCUAUGUAAAAUCACAUUAAAACAUUAAUGCACUACAUCGCACUACAUUCAAUAAAAAAAUUGAUUAAUCAGAUUAAUCACAUCAUUGUUAUUAAUAGCAAUUGAUCACAUUUGUUUUUUUUUGCUUGAAAUAUAAGCAUUUAGUAGUGGAUAUUUAAUUUUUUGUUUUAAACAAUAAAACAUAUAAAUGCUGGUAAAAUGGUAAAAUUAAAUUUCCCUGUAUGUUUGGUAGGGAGACCAUAAUAAUAUAAUAAUAGUGUUGUGUGAUUUAGGACUGGUAGACUAGAGCUUUUUUUGUACUUUGUUAUCUAAAUAUUUCAGGGUAGUUGAUGAUUUUUAAAUUAGAAUCUUUUUUAAUGUAAAGUAAAAGUUUAACAGAGAGCCUUAACAUCAAACAGGAGCAGCUGUGUGCGAGUGUAGGUGUGUGUAAGGGAGAGAGAGACAAUAGUGAAAGUUAGUUAUGAGAUUGAAUCAAUUUUAGUUCAUUGUCAGAAUAAAUAAAUAGUUUAGCAUUUAAACCUGACAGUAUGAAGCUGUGCUUACAUCGUAGAUAAACCCACUAAUAUAGCACCAGACUCUAAAAUUACAGGACGAAACUGCCAACAAAUUUGGUAAAAUUACAAAUUUGUGUAAAAAAAAAAUGAUCACAUACACUAAUGUGUUAACGUUGACAGCAAUACUAAUAACUAUACUAAUAACUGAGCGAUUUAUUUAUUCAUUUAUAAGUACCGGGUCAAACAAUUAUCUAGAUUCAGGUAUACAAAUACUGAGACCUGCAGAGCAACAUUCAGAGCAGCUUCAUUUUCAUAGAUAAACAUGCAUCUCACAGCCUUUACCAACAGGAUUAGAGUGAGUCACAGGACUGAAACCUCCACAAAUUAUCUGCCUUUCAGUUCCACCUUAAAAGGGACCUUAAAUUAAUGUGCAGUGUCUUUAAGAAGUCAGUUUAUUGCAUCUGCUGGCUGGUUUAGGGUCCUAUAAAAUGGGUUAAAUCCAAAAUUCUGUUAUAUUUAGUCAGAUAUUUUCAAUUAUUUAUUUAUAUUUGCCAUAUUUUUUAUGUUUAUUUUGUUUUGCUGUUUACAGUUUUCCAUUAGCAAAAAUACUUAAAAUAAUUAUUAAAAUAAUAAUUAUAAUAUUAAAAUAAAAAAUGAUUACUAAAAUACGACUAAAGAAGUUCAUAGAAUUGUAGAACUAAGUCCAUAUGUGUUCAGAAACCAAGUUAAGCUCCACAUCUUUCAUCCAAGAACAGAAAGCUGAAGCUGCAGUCGGUACUAGACAGCAAAAGACUGAGAUGUAAAUAUACAUAUAUAUAUUUUUUUUUAUAUAAUUUUAUCUCAUUUUUUUUCCCAUUUGUCGCACCCACUCAACUGCUACUCAGCUGUAUAUCCCCUAUCAUUAGUGAUGCCUCAACACCAGGAGGGUGAAGACUAGCACAAGCCUCCUCCGAUACAUGUGAAGUCAGACUCCGCCUCUUUUUGAACUGCUGCUGAUGCAGCGCAUUCGGAGGAAAGCGCAGCGACUCGGUUCUGAUACAACAGCUCACAGAUGCAGCCUUGUGCUGAUCCACAUCACUCUAGGAGUGAUGAGAAGAAAGAGCGCCAUCUACUGUACCCACCCAGAGAGAGAGCAAGACCAAUUGUGCUCUCUCGGGGCUCCAGCAGCUGAUGGCAAGCUGCAUGACUUGGAUUCGAACCAGCAAUCUCCCGAUCAUAGUGGCAGCGCUUUUUUGUAGUCGUUAUCAUGUUUCACUACAACUGAAGUCCAUUUAAUACCAGAUUUCUCCUUUAAGAAUGAUUUUUCCUACUCUUGGGAAGUUGCUGUUUUGGAGAUUUUGAAGGAUUUUACAGGAGAACGAGAGUCUAUUUCUUUAUUUUCUCCACCUGUUUAUGCGAAGUCAUUCAUCCCUCACAGAGAGUCUGAUAGCAGCAGUACUGGUGUCCGGCUCAUCCUUCAUUUGACUAAGUAAGUUUGCUUACAGGGUGGAAACACAGGAGCUGUUUAACAGAGAGCCGUCAGGUGAUUAACCGGGUUACUGAGCGACUGUACCCGACCCAGCCGAGCUCAGAGUCUGGUUUUACACUGGUUAAUGAUCAGCGUUCAGUGGAGAAGUGGAGCUCAAUUAUUACACACAAACUGUAUACACACACCUUUCCUAUAAAAUCUCUAUAAACUAUAAAGUUAUUAUGUAGUUGUGUUAUAGUUUAUAUGAUCCGGAUCAGUUGAUGAGUUUGUUUAUUUGGAGCGUUUCUCCCUCUGUUUGGUUUGUUUUCACACAGGCACAAAAACCUAAACGCUCCAAAAUACGCACCAAUAAACCACGUGAACACAUCGUCUCCCCUGAUUGGUCUGAAAUGUCUGGUGCGGGAGCAAGAAAGUAAAUAUAUUGAGAAGAUUCUGUUUUAUUACAGAACACUGAAAAUUAACUGCUGCGCUUUCAAACACAGUGUUUUUAUAAAGGGUUGUGCAGCACAGAUGUACACAUAGUAAACGAAGUUGCACAGCUGCGAGCAGUGAACGUAGCACACACCGCGUGUGUAAACAGCAUGGAGCAGCAGCAGUAGACAAAGUGUUUGUUCAUAGCUGUGUUAAUUAGCAUUAUCUGACUAAUAUAUCAGAAUAAACUGUGCCUUAUUGGCCGUUUAGCUCAAAUAAAAUAAGUUAUAUUUGAUAAUUGGGUCGGAUCGAGACCAGAUCACGUUCUCCAAAGAGUAUGGUUGUUUUGAUCUGCACCUGAGUGUGGUUACAUUUAGGAGCGUGAACAAGCAGAUCAGUUUCCCCUGCUGAGAAGCGAUGGACACGUCCAGUUAGCUGCACCGUUAAAAUAGCAAUCUGCUUUUUUAUCCAAAGUUAGAGCACAUCUAUCUUUUAGAGGAAAUGAUGAGCAAGUGACACUCUGAUUGGUUUAUUUCACACUACACCCGAGAAUAACCACACUCAUGAUUAAUUAAGAAAAUCAGUACAUGCCUUUUGCGCAUUUCGAGUUGCGCAAGGUGUACUUUUCCCGUUGUUAUGACAGCAAAGACACAAUGAUGUCCUGAAUCAAGCUGCACUUUUCGAAAUUGAUGGUUCAUCUAUAGUUUGCUUAAAUAGGGCCCUAAUAAAGCUCUUCAUAUGUCCAAAAUGAAAGAAGUAAAAUAAAAGAUAUUUGCCUCAUGUGAUCUGUCUUUUUAUGGUAAAUUAAAACAGUGUACUAUAAGGCGCACAGUAUUAUAUAGCACAUUAUUAAUGAGCGUCUAUUUUCCGAUGUAUUUUCAUGUAUUACAUUAUAAGGUGCAUUUUAAGCAACAAUAGUAAGGAACAAGGGAGAUGUCAUACUCCCCACGGCUGAGUGUAAUUCAUUUCAAAGUCAAACGAGUGCUUGAUAUUAAUCUACACAAAUUUCUCUCCUGAAAACUCAAUUAGUUUAUUUGGGUGAGUAAAUCACUUCCGUUCAUUUACAGUAAGCAGCAGCGCUUAUCGCUAGUAAAUGCCGCCCAAUAGCUCUAGACUGAGGAACCCUGAGUGUUUUGCUAACCCAGGGCGCUAUUAGUUAGCGGUUCGUCCCACGUAGCUUGUUUAAACACAGUAAGAGAGCUAGCACUGUGGUUAGCGGCUAAUUAUAAUGCUAAUGCUGCUGCACCCAGCCUUAGUGCUGGAGAGAUUUCACUGAAAACUCACCCUUAUAACUCUGUACUUUAGCGGAGUAGCUUUACUGCUACUUAAUACCUGACUGGUAGAAUUCAUACAUAAGGCGCACUGUCGAUUUUUGGGAAAAUUCAAGGACUUAAUUGUCUGAAAAAUACAGAAAAUGUUAUUUUUGUUCCAGACCAAAUAAGGCAGGUGUGUCUAACAAAGUGGGAUCUCUCUUUCUUUAUUCUUUAUUCUAACGUCAUUCUGGAGCUCAAGGGAGGAAGGGUUCCUGGAGAGUUCACAAGGACAUGUGUGUGUGUGUGUGUAAGACUCUUCGACUCUUGUAUUGCAGAAAGCGAGUUAAACACACCCUGCUGAGGCACAGGAUAUUCUGUAAGCUCUGAUGUCACUUCCUGUUCUCAAACAAUGCAGGGAUGGAGCCUUGUUUUAAUCGGAUGAGGAGCAGGACUACGCUUGUGACGUCACUGUGACGUUCCUUAACACUGGAUGCUGAAUCCGAGCUAGACCCAGGGUAAAGCUCCUUCACAUCUCAAGACCAAGACAGCUCUACAUGCUUGGAGGAGAACACUAAUUACCAGAUCUGCCACAUCGUUUUAACAGCUUUUUAUGAACCAAAGCUGCAGAUGGUGGGAAAUUUACUCUUAACCUUGCAAUAGGUUGUACACCUCAAUAUACAUUUCUUAUAGAAGGAGCACAGAAUCAGACAUGGGUGUGAGAGUGUAUAGGGUUGCAUGUGUCUCACUGUUGUGACAUAAUCUAACAAUCUAACAUACUUUUGCCAUUAUUUACAACAGUGCUGACCUGGAUGCUUUUGUUUAGCAUCAAAACGCCUACAAACGACUGCUCCUGAGACGUGACACACUUGCAGCAGGUGGACGACAGAUCUCAAGAACUUCCCAAGAAUGACAAGGAUCUCCUAUUCCUACUCUUCUAAAAAAGUGUUUUUGUCUGGUGUUCUGUGGACUCUGUCGUGUGUAUUGGAACAAGAAUUAAGCCAAAAUUGGUAUAAUUUCACUCAAAACUCAAAAAUAGGCCAAAUAAAAUUAUUGCCACCCUCAA